This is a messenger RNA of Salarias fasciatus (jewelled blenny), 1614 nucleotides long. RefSeq names its product one cut homeobox 2 (gene onecut2). Gene Ontology annotation, cellular component: nucleus. The coding region runs from base 61 to 1587 and encodes 508 amino acids. Gene Ontology annotation, biological process: regulation of transcription by RNA polymerase II. The transcript has 2 exons. Lineage: Eukaryota; Metazoa; Chordata; Actinopteri; Blenniiformes; Blenniidae. The record is from RefSeq and is a predicted model, not a curated record. Gene Ontology annotation, molecular function: RNA polymerase II cis-regulatory region sequence-specific DNA binding; DNA-binding transcription factor activity, RNA polymerase II-specific.
AAGGAGGAGCCGCGCGGCGGAGACAGAAUUGUGCCCCCGGAUGGACUGAGCGCCAGGUGGAUGAAGACUGCCUACACUAACGCCUAUCGAUGCCUGGCCAAGGACCUGGACGCGUACGCCAUGAACCCGGACAUGACAAUGGACGGCAUCGGCAGCCUGCACGGCGGGGUGGCGGUCAGCUCCGUGGCGCCUGACGCGGAGCUGAUGAGCGGACACAGCCCGCACCACGGCCGCGGCGGAGGCGGCGGCGGCGGCGGGGGCGGCGGGGGCUCGGCGGCGGCCGCGGCGGCGGCGGCCGCGUCCACCCUGCGGAUACACCAGGACCUGGCCGCCGCCGCCGCCGCGUCGUCCCGCUCCGCCAUGGUGUCCGGCAUGGCCGGCAUCCUGGACGGCAGCGGGGAGUACCGGCCGGAGCUGUCCCUGCCGCUGCAUCACGCCAUGAGCGUGCCGUGCGACGCCGCCUCUCCCGGGAUGGGCAUGAGCGGCACCUACACCACCCUCACCCCGCUGCAGCCGCUGCCGCCCAUCUCCACCGUGUCCGACAAGUUCCACCACCACCACCACCACCACCACCACCACCAGCGGCUCUCCGGGAACGUCAGCGGCAGCUUCACGCUCAUGCGGGACGAGCGCGCGCUGCCGGGCAUGAACAACCUGUACCCCUACCACAAGGAGCACAUGUCCGGGAUGGGUCAGAGCCUGUCCCCGGUGCUGGGCAACGGCCUGGGCUCCAUCCACAACGCCCAGCAGGGGCUGCACAGCUACGGCGCGGCGGCGCACGGCGGCCACGACAAGAUGCUGAACUUCGAGGCGCACCACACCGCGUCCAUGCUGGCCCGGGGCGAGCACCACCAGCACCGGGGCCUGGGCGGCCCGGCGGCCGGGAUGAUGCCGCACCUGAACGGGAUGCACCACCCGGGACACCCGGCCGCGUCCUCGGCGGGCCACCACCCCCACGCGCACCUGCAGUCCCCGUCCCACGGGCCCGCGCUGGCCCCCGGCCGGGACCGGCCGCCGUCCUCCUCGGGGACGCAGGGGGGCGGCGGCGCGGGGCAGCUGGAGGAGAUCAACACCAAGGAGGUGGCGCAGCGCAUCACGGCGGAGCUGAAGCGCUACAGCAUCCCGCAGGCCAUCUUCGCCCAGCGGGUGCUGUGCCGCUCCCAGGGGACCCUGUCCGACCUGCUCCGGAACCCCAAGCCCUGGAGUAAGCUAAAGUCCGGCCGGGAGACCUUCCGCAGGAUGUGGAAGUGGCUGCAGGAGCCCGAGUUCCAGAGGAUGUCGGCGCUCAGACUGGCAGCGUGCAAACGAAAGGAGCAAGACACGGGAAAAGAUCGCAACAACACACCAAAGAAGUCGCGGCUGGUCUUCACCGACCUGCAGCGGCGCACCCUGCUGGCCAUCUUCAAGGAGAACAAGCGGCCGUCCAAGGAGAUGCAGCUGACCAUCUCGCAGCAGCUGGGCCUGGAACUCAGCACCGUCAGCAACUUCUUCAUGAACGCCCGCCGCCGCAGCCUGGACAAAUGGACAGACGACGGCGCCAGCCCCGGCGCCCAAUCCUCGGCGUCCAGCACUUGUACCAAAGCGUGAUCCGAGACGGCGAGAAGCCGGGGGGGG